Messenger RNA from Anisakis simplex (herring worm), 270 nucleotides. Lineage: Eukaryota; Metazoa; Nematoda; Chromadorea; Rhabditida; Anisakidae. The record is from the annotation of a GenBank genome assembly.
GAUGUGAAUGCGCGUUGUAUUGAUGAGGAUCAUCUGUACAGGUGCGAGUGCAAUAAGCCAUAUGUGAACGCGGCUCCAAAAGACAAAUUACCCGGUUCAGUGUGUCGUCUCGACUAUUGUUCAGAUGUUAACUUCUGUCCGGCGAACACAACUUGCAAGAAUUUGGAGGAUCAGGCCGUUUGUGGCUGUCUGCCUGGAUAUGUUGAUAUUCGUAAGAGUGAGCGGCGUUUGGAAGCCGGUUUCGACGAGGAUACGUAUUGCUUGAAGGCG